AUGGCGAGUGCCGGUGAAAUAAUUCAGAUCAUUGCGAAUUUGAAAGCAAUUCCCAACAUUGGCAAUCUCAACAGAGAAGAGGUGGAACAAUUGCAAGAACGAUGCAAUUCAAGCAUCAUCGGCAUAGCGCAAUUCUUCCCAGAGAUAGAGUUUCAGUCGCCUCGCAUAGGCGAUGAGAAACUUAUUACAAAGUGGCUUCAUACCAAUGCGAUGAUUAUUUUUGAGACGACAAAUUUGAGCGAGUGGUAUGAGGAGCACGUUAAAGCUUAUAUAGAUAAACGCAUCGAUUCAUUUUGUGAAAACGGCAGCGGCUGGACGGUAAAUAGAAUCAUCAAAUUAACCGUCGUUAUGCUCAAUUAUGAGCCUUUUAAGGGCGCGUCUUUUAUUCCUUUACCAAAAUCAAUAUCUAAUAAGGGCGCAACUGUAAAUGUUAAAAAUGAUGACAAUAAAUGCUUCAUGUGGAGUAUUCUCGCGGCAUUGCAUAAAGACAAACCAAACCGCUGUAGAGUCCAAAAUUACUUACCUCAUGUAAACGAGCUUAACUUUGGGGGUCUCGAAUUCCCAAUCAAAGUAUGCGAUAUCGAUGAAUUUGAAAGAUUAAACCCUACCAUAGCGAUAAAUCUCCACAAGCUGAGAUUAAAAAAUGAUAAAUAUAUUGUAAACCCGUGUCGACAAUCAAAAAAAGACUACUUGCAUGAUAAAAAUAUAAAGCUCAUAGAUUUGCUAUAUUUGCAAAAUUAUUAUAAAGACGAGGGAAUGAAUGAUGUCGAAACAGCUAAACUAAAUUAUCUCGAAGAUCAGUCGGUGGCGCACGCGGAUGAAAUUAAGGCCCAUUACGUUUUGAUAACAUCUAUGGAAGCAUUAUUGAAUUCACAAAUAAGUAGAAAUGGUCAUAAAAUUAAUCUGUGCAGCGGAUGCUAUACUCGCUUUCGCAGCAAGGAAAAGCUGGAGGAACACAUACCACAUUGCAAUAAAAUGAAUGGCUUUACGAGGGUAAAAAUGCCGGAUACAAAAAACAAUGAAGAUAUUUUAUGUUUUAAAAAUUAUAAACAUAAACUUAAAAUACCUUAUGUACUUUAUGCUGAUUUUGAAACAGUAUUAAAACCGUCUACUGAUUCAAGCAACAUAACACACAGACAUGAGGCAUUUUCAAUCGGCUACUAUCUAAAAUGUAGCUUCGAUGAAAGUCAGUCGGUCUAUAGAUCGUAUCGUAUGACUCACGAAGAUCAAAUGUCGCCUGCCACAUGGUUCGUGCAUGAACUUUCAUCGAUCGCUGAUCGACUCGAGAAGAUCUACAAGACACCCAAAAAAAUGAUUAUUACAGAAAAACAGCAAGAAGAAUUUGAAAAGGCGACGAUUUGCUGCAUCUGCAACAAAUUCAUGAAUCGACAUCAUGAAACAAACUACCCUGUGCGGGACCACGAUCACUUUUCGGGGUUGUAUAGGGGUGCGAGUCACAACAAGUGCAAUUUGCAAUAUGUAGACUCUCGCUGUAUUCCAGUAGUUUUUCAUAAUCUGUCAAACUACGAUGCGCACAUUUUCAUUCAAGAGCUCAAUGCGCUAAUCAAGGGCGGUGUUAAAGUACUGGGCGCCAAUAAGGAGCGCUAUAUUACAUUCUCCAAGUAUAUUCAUGAUAGUAUUAUAAGCUAUAGGUUUAUAGAUUCGCUCAAGUUUUUACUCGCCUCCCUCGACACAGUUUCAUCCAGACUGACCGAGAAGCCAAUCGUUCAAAAAGUUUUCACAACAGACGAUAACUACAACUCGGAAGACAUCAAUUUAUUGACGAGCAAGGGGAUAUUCCCAUACGAAUACAUCACAGAUCUCUCCAAGCUCUCCGAAACCAGCCUACCGCCGAUAAAAUCAUUUUAUAGUUCUCUAAGUGAUUCGAGCGUGAGCGAAGAAGACUAUACACACGCUCAAAAAGUAUGGAGCACCUUCGAUGUAAAAGAUAUCGGUCAAUAUUCAGACAUUUAUUUAAAAACAGACGUUUUGUUGCUAGCCGAUGUCUUUGAAAAUUUUCGUGAUAGCUGUCUCAAGUAUUACGAGCUCGAUAGUGCGUAUUAUUGUUCAACCCCCUCUUUUACCUGGUCGGCCAUGCUCAAGUAUACCGAUAUAAAGCUAGAGUUAAUAACAGACGUCGAUAUGUACAUUUUUAUCGAGCGUGGUUUGAGGGGCGGGCUUACACAGGCCAGCAGUCGCUUUGCAAAAAGUAACUGUAAGUACAUGCGAGAGGGUUACGAUCCGAGCAAGAUAGAUAAUUAUUUGAUGUAUUUCGAUGUGAAUAAUCUGUACGGCUACGCGAUGAGUGAGCCUCUACCAUAUGGUGACUUUUAUUGGGUUGACGAGAAAGAAGUCGAUGUAACAAAUUCCAAAAGCAUUAAACGUUUCCUCGAGCCCACAGGUGAGGAUGGAUAUAUUCUCGAGGUAGAUUUGAAAUAUCCGAAAGAAAUACACAACGACCACAGUGAUUUGCCUUUUUGCCCGGAACAUAAAACACCACCCGGAGGCAAAUCUAAGAAACUUUUGGCUACUCUACACGACAAGAAAAACUAUGUCAUACACUACUCUCUUUUGAAAGAGGCGCUCGACCAUGGCUUAAUUCUCGAAAAAGUACACAAAAUUCUUCACUUUAAUCAAAAACCUUGGCUCAAGAAAUAUAUCAAUCUAAAUACGCGCAGACGUCAAGAAAGCACCAACGACUUCGACAGAAAUCUAUUCAAAUUGUUUAACAAUGCCUGCUUUGGAAAGUUUAUCGAAAAUAAAAGAAAAAGGGUGGAAAUACACCUUACAAAUCAUUGGGAUCGUAGAUAUGGCGCAUCGUACUACAUCUCCCAACCCAAUUUUCAUAGCAUUGAGUAUUUUAAUGAAGACUUUGCGGCUAUACAGAUGCGCAACACUAGCAUAUACCUUGACAAGCCGGUAUAUGUCGGUCUCAGUAUACUCGACAUAUCAAAGCGUCUCAUGUAUAAUUUUCACUAUGACAUCAUGCGCAAUGCGGUGAGUACACCGAAGAAUUUGAAACUUUUGUAUACAGACACAGACAGUUUCAUAUAUUCGAUUUACGACGACGACAUAUAUGAAAUCAUGAAGAAGAAUAUUCAACAUUUCGACACCUCGGAAUAUCCCAACCCCAACCAAUUCAACAUGCCGCGAGUAAACAACAAAGUUAUUGGACUGCUCAAAGACGAAUUUAAAGGUUCGAUCUUCCUAGAGUAUGUGGCAUUGAGAGCAAAAGCCUAUUAUUGCAAAUACGAGCAGAAUGCCAAAGCCGAUGCCGAAUUAAAAAAAGCAAAGGGUGUAAAUAGACAUGUGGUGAAAAAAACAAUCACAGGUGAGCAUUACAAACAAUGUCUGUUUGAAAACGGCAUGAUUUCGCGCGAACAAUAUGGAUUUCGCAGCAGAAAGCAUAAACUAACAACCGAAAAAAUUACUAAAAUUGCACUUAGCCCACAUGACGACAAGCGCUACAUUAUACCCGGACAAGUAUAUACGAUGCCAUGGGGACAUUACUUGAUUACGGAUGAGAGAGGGGUUGAUGAGAAUGGGGCUGAUGAGAAUGAGAGUGAUGAGAGUGGGAAUGAUGAGAGCGAUGAGAGUGGGAGUGCUGAGAGUGUGAGUGGUGAGAGUGAUAAGAGUGGGAGUGCUGAGAGUGAGGGUGACUAUCUUCCUUCUCCAUCGAAGAAAAGUCGUAUCGUUUGA
This is a messenger RNA of Trichogramma pretiosum, 3699 nucleotides long. RefSeq lists its product as uncharacterized. Bases 1 to 3699 code for a protein of 1232 amino acids. NCBI's taxonomy places the organism in Eukaryota, Metazoa, Arthropoda, Insecta, Hymenoptera, Trichogrammatidae. The record is from RefSeq and is a predicted model, not a curated record. The transcript is spliced from 2 exons.